This is a messenger RNA of Cynara cardunculus var. scolymus (artichoke), 2658 nucleotides long. Its product is annotated as receptor-like protein CLAVATA2. The coding region runs from base 286 to 2478 and encodes 730 amino acids. The transcript has a single exon. NCBI's taxonomy places the organism in Eukaryota, Viridiplantae, Streptophyta, Magnoliopsida, Asterales, Asteraceae. Gene Ontology annotation, molecular function: protein binding. The record is from RefSeq and is a predicted model, not a curated record.
AGAUGCCUCGACAGAGAUUUUUACACGCUUAUCAAAAGUUUAUGCGAACAAGUAAAUAAAGUUCCAAAAGCCAUACACAUGCCUGGAGUAGAGCCCAGAAUGUUUGCUUUUAAUUCUUGCAGCUUCCCUUACCCACUGGCCGAUGAACAACCAAGAAUGUCUGUUCAACGCGCAUAAUUUCCUCGGGUAUAUCCUUUCCCACUUCAUUUCCAUGAAAACCCUCCUAUUUCUUGCUUAAAUUCUUGUUUUGGGGGGAAUCUGAAACGAAUAUCAUCUUUAAAAUCAAUGGAAGCAAGAUGGGGUUUCUGUUUGAAAGCUUGUACAAUCUUUAACUUUAGGUUUAUGCAUCUGUUUCUGUUGCUUUUGCUUUCCUUCCCGAGAACUUUCUCUUCGGUUGUUAAUGUAGAUAAUGUGUUCGAUGAAAUUCCCCUUCACAUACAAGAUAGAGCUUCACUUCUCCUGUUCAAGUCACAGCUUCGUGACCCGACCCAGAGAUUGUUAUGGGUCGGGUCGAGUUGUACUAACUGGACUGGGGUUAGCUGUUCUAGAUGGAAUGGUCGAGUUCUUGCACUCAACCUCACUGGGUUUAACUUAUCUGGCCAGCUUCAUUCUAGCUUGUGUAAACUCUCUUUUCUUGAAACCCUAAAUUUAUCUCAUAACAAUCUUGAUGGCUUGAUUCCAGCUUGUUUUAGUUCAUUUUGGAAUAUGAAAAAUUUGGAUCUUAGCCAUAACUUGUUGAGUGGUGUUAUUCCUAAUACUCUCAUGAAGUUGAGUAGGUUAAGUCAGCUUGAUUUUGGCCACAAUCUGUUUGAUGAAAUGCUUCCUUAUUGGAUUGGGAAUUUCUCAUUGAAGCUAGAGAAGCUCGAAAUGGGGUAUAAUUCAUUUCGAGGGGAGAUACCAGAGCAUUUGUUGCACUUAAGAUCUUUGAAGUAUUUGGGGUUAUCUCAUAAUAAUUUAUCAGGCAAUCUCCCAGAUUUUGGGCAAUCUUUGGAGCAUCUUAAUCUUGAAUCGAAUUCAUUUUCGGGUUCGUUGCCUUGCUUGUCAUCAUCGGUUGAGUCACUUUCGUUACUCAAUUUUGCGGAAAACUCACUUGAAGGGGGUGUUCCUACUUGCAUUUCUUCGCUCCGAGCAUUGGUGCAUCUGAAUUUGUCAUUCAAUCACUUGAGCUACGAGAUUUCUCCAAGAUUCGUGUUUUCUAACAGGCUCGUUGUCCUGGACUUGAGUUACAAUAGGUUAUCUGGUAAUCUUCCGAGAAAGAUUCUAGAAUCAUCGGAAAAAUCAGGGCUAAUGGUUUUAGACCUUUCACACAACCAGUUUUCCGGUGAAAUCCCAUUGGAUUUUACCGAGUUAAAAAGCUUACAAGCCUUGUUUCUUUCCAACAAUCUUCUUACAGGCGAAAUCCCAUCAAGAAUCGGUAACUUGACAUAUCUCCAAGUGAUCGAUCUAUCUCACAACUCUUUAUCUGGUUCGAUUCCGUUGAACAUCGUGGGUUGUUUUCAACUACUUGCUUUGAUCCUCAACAACAACAAUCUAUCGGGUGAAAUCCAACCAGAGCUUGAUGCAUUGGAUAGUCUAAAGAUUCUUGAUGUUAGCAACAACAAGAUUUCCGGCGAAAUCCCUUUGACUCUAGCAGGUUGUAAAUCAUUAGAGGUAGUAGAUUUAAGCUACAACAAUCUUUCGGGACCUCUAAAUGAUGCGUUGACCAAAUGGUCAAACCUCAGAUAUCUUUCUCUUGCACACAACAAGUUCAAUGGAGCCCUUUCCAAUUGGAUCUUCAUGUUCGAAGCCAUCCAAACGAUUGAUCUUUCCGGCAACAAGUUUUCCGGGUUCAUUCCAGAUGGUAUCUUUAAUGUUAGUUUGCAUUUCAACAAUGGUGGAGAAACUCCCAAAAUGCCAUUUCUUGAUAGUAAGCUAUCGGUGGUUAUGGGUGAUGAUUUGCACUUGAACUACAACUUAUCUUCGACAGUUACGAUUGAUUUAUCAGAUAACUUGUUACACGGUGAAAUCCCAGAUGGGCUUUUCGGUUUGCAUGGUCUGGAGUACCUGAAUCUGUCGUACAACUUUCUUGACGGUCAGAUUCCCGCCAAUUUGCAGUCUAUGUGGAGCUUAAAGAUUCUUGAUUUAUCGCAUAACUCAUUAUCUGGUCAAGUCCCAGAAAAGUUAUCCGGGAAUUUGACACAGUUGAACCUGUCUUUUAACUAUUUCUCUGGGAUUGUUAACAAGACGAAAGGUUAUUGGAGAUUCUCAGGUGCAUUUGCAGGAAACCCGAACUUAUGUGUGGAGUCAUCUGGUUCCGGUGGUUGUUUGACCAAAAACCUACCAGCGGAGCCAGAAAGGGUUUACGAAGAGAGAAAAGAAGACGGGCUCAUCUCCGUAUGGGUGUUUUCUGUAAGUGCUUGUGUAAGUUUCUAUUUUGCGGGUGUCGCGCUAUUUUGUUCAUCUCGAACCAGGAGCUUCAUGCUUCACACAAUAGUUUAAUGAUGUUUAAACAUAGAUCGAUAGUUUACGAUUGUAUAGAUGAUGAAUGACCUAAUGGAUCUUACACAGUGCCAUCUUUUGUCGACAUUUCUGGUCUUGUUUACUGAUUGUAGAGUCGAAAUGAAUUGGAAACCAUGAAAUGGGAUCCUUUUUGUUAUAUAGAUAUGUGGUUUCUUUGCA